CAAACUCAACCUUUGGCAUUAACUCCAAGACCACAUCGAUCACGACUCGACUGUUCCAGAAAAUGGAAAUCAACGAACACACUGCCAUCUCCACUCCGACAUUGCUCUCCAAUUUUAGAUGACCCUUCAACAGACAACUUUAUUAAUGGAUUGCCCCCUGUUGCCGUGUCACCAGGGACUCAGUUUGCAGACUUUGAAAUAGCUGAGAUAUUGGGAAGUCGAAGAAAAGGAGAUAAACAAAGUGGGAAGACACCCGAACAGGACUUUGUGCUCGACGACCAAUUAAGUGUGAGCGAGCUCAGGUGUUCCAACCCCGGGAUAUGUUAA
This is a messenger RNA of Entamoeba invadens IP1, 327 nucleotides long. RefSeq lists its product as hypothetical. The record is from RefSeq and is a predicted model, not a curated record. NCBI's taxonomy places the organism in Eukaryota, Evosea, Mastigamoebida, Endamoebidae. The annotation marks the transcript as partial. The transcript has a single exon.